Molecule: messenger RNA, 1656 nt
Organism: Danio rerio (zebrafish)
Lineage: Eukaryota; Metazoa; Chordata; Actinopteri; Cypriniformes; Danionidae
Gene: thnsl2
Product: threonine synthase-like 2
Source: RefSeq, marked validated
AUCAGAUUCAUUGGUGAUUGAGAAGACCAGCAGUCAGCAGGAUGCGCUAUUGCAGCACCCGUGCCGGCGUUCAGGGCCGCAGCUUCAGAGAUGUGCUGUUCUCCGGAUACGCCGCAGACGGAGGAAUGUUCAUGCCGGAGAAUCUGCCGUCGCUCUCUGCUGAAACGCUGCGUAGCUGGAGACGUCUGUCGUACCGGCAGCUGCUGUGCGAAGUGUGCGAACUCUUCAUCCCAGAGCAGGAGAUCCCCCGAGAACAGCUGGAGGGUCUGGUGUCCAGCGCUCUGUCCAGCUUCUCGGUGCCGGACGCUGUGAGACUGGUCCAGCUGAAGGACUCGCUGUCCAUCCUAGAGCUCUUUCAUGGAGAAACGCUGGCGUUUAAGGAUCUGGCGAUGUCCUGCACCGCUCACUUCCUGCAGUACUUCCUGCGCAGAGAUCGCCAGCGCGCCACAAUACUCGUCGGUACGUCUGGAGACACUGGCAGCUCCGCCAUCAGGAGUGUGUUGGGUUUGCGUGAGGUGGACAUCGUGGUGGUCUUUCCUCGUGGACGCAUCACUAAAAUCCAGGAGCUACAGAUGACCACUAGCGUAGCGGAAAACGUCCACGUGUUUGCAGCCGACGGCACGUCUGAUGACAUUGACGUUCCUCUGAGGAAGCUGUUUGCGGAUGCAGAUCUGGUUCAGCGGCACCGUCUGAUGAGUCUGAACUCCGUGAACUGGUCCAGGAUCAUGGUUCAGACGGCUCACUUCCUGUUCGCGUACCUGCAGCUCACCCCAUCACUUCCUGAAGGAGACACACUUCCUGUGCUGGAGGUGCUGGUGCCUACUGGGGGAGCGGGGAACAUCACAGCUGGGAUUAUUGUGAAGCGGAUGGGCGUUCCUCUGCGGCUCGUUGCCAUGGUGAAUGCUAACGAUAUCGUCCACCGCACCGUCCAGAGUGGAGAUUUCUCCAUGUCCAGCUCCGUCACUCAAACACUCGCUCCUGCCAUCGACAUCCAGGACCCGUACAACAUGGAGCGUGUGUUCUGGCUGCUGUCAGGAGGAGAUGGACUGAUGGUGAAGAGCCUGAUGGAGGAGUUUCAGAAAACACACAAACUCAGCCUGCCUGCGUCACUCCAUCAGCAGUUGAGUGAAGUGUUGUCGUCUGGAUCUGUGUCUGAUGAUGGGAUACUAGAGGCCAUGAGGAGAUGCUGGCAGGACAAUCACUAUCUCAUCUGUCCUCACACUGCUGUCGCUGUGUGGAGACACUAUCAGAGUCCUGUCAGGCCUGGAGAAAACAGAUGCUGUAUAGCGACUGCAUCUCCGCAUAAGUUCCAGCAGGCGGUUCAGAGAGCAGGUCUGACCCUGGAGCUCCCCGAGUCUCUGCAGGUUCUGGAUCAGCUGGAGAUGCGCUGCGCAGAUCUGAAGUGCUCAGACGACUGGGAGGAAACACUGAGACGGCAUAUAGAGUCCAUCAGCUCGCGGAGAAACAGCUGAAACACACACGACUGCUGUGUGCGGAACUGGUGUGUGGGAAGUGGCCCGUUUUGUGUUCCCAUGUAGAACCUGUGAUGUAUUGAAACACAGUGGAUGGGAGAUUAUGCAGAGCUGUAAGGAAACACUGUCUCUGAAUGAUUGAGUGUUUCUGGUUGAUGUUUUUAAUAGUAAACCAGUUUUAACA